Molecule: messenger RNA, 1423 nt
Organism: Capsicum annuum
Lineage: Eukaryota; Viridiplantae; Streptophyta; Magnoliopsida; Solanales; Solanaceae
Product: ethylene-responsive transcription factor ERF113
Exons: 2
Coding region: 405-1214 (269 amino acids)
Biological process (GO): regulation of DNA-templated transcription; ethylene-activated signaling pathway
Molecular function (GO): DNA-binding transcription factor activity; DNA binding
Source: RefSeq, a predicted model, not a curated record
AAAUCGAAAGGAUGAGCCACAUCCACAUAUAUUCUUUCCACACAUAGCCUGAUAAGAGAGUUCACAUCACAAGUAUAAGUAGUAAACCCUAGAAAGCAAUUCCUUCCUCUAUUUUCUUCUUCACAAUCUUGCAUCUUUUGGUCUUAUAGAGAUUUGCUUCAUGUCCUUUAAAUUCUCUUCAUAGCUACUAAAAAUAAAUCUAUAAGUAGUUGCUCAACUUCAUUUUUUUCCUCAGUUUAACCAUCUGAUAUUUGAAGUCAACUGGUCCAUCAAAGAUCAUUGCAAAGGUAGCAACCGUGGAUCGAAGGCAUGGGAAGAGGCCCUUUUCAUCCAAUGAAUCGGAGGAGAAAGAGGAUAUUGAUGAAUCCAUUUUCCCAAUAUAUUCAGAGCGAUCUCAGCAUGAUAUGUCUGCUAUGGUUUCUGUUCUCUCUCAAGUUAUUGGAAACACAAACAAUAAUAAUGCUACGACAAAUAUUUCUUCAUUGUCAUCCGUGCAUGGAAUUAAUCCAUUAACCCUACCUCAAUCAGCUGUUGCAACAACGAAUCAAAUUCAAGAACAAGGGAACCAGCUGAGAAAACGACAUUAUAGAGGAGUACGACAAAGGCCAUGGGGAAAAUGGGCGGCCGAAAUACGUGACCCAAAGAAGGCUGCACGAGUGUGGCUGGGAACAUUUGAUACUGCUGAAGCUGCGGCACUUGUUUAUGAUGAAGCUGCACUUAGAUUCAAAGGCAACAAAGCCAAACUCAAUUUCCCUGAAAGAGUUCAAUCUGGAAAUACUCAAUAUCUUGCUACAACUCAUCAUCAUCAACAACAAUUAUUCGAUCAUCAGCAGCAGCACUAUUCGUCCAUUAAUAAUAAUAAUAAUAAUAUUUUCGACUUAAUUUCUCAUAUGGUCACUCAGCCUAAUUUGUAUCAACAACAUUUCCCUAACGUUCAUCACUACACAGAAUUACUUCCUGGUGGCAGCAACAAUAAUAUUGAUCAUAUGAUGAAUUUUGGGGUUUCAGAACCAAGUUUUUAUCAUCAACAAUCAUCAUCAGGAGGUAAUUUUGCUUCUCCGAAUACAUCACUGGAAUUACAACAACAACAAUCAAGUUAUUAUUAUAAUCAAGAAGAAGACUUUCUGAGAUUUCCGAUGAAUUUUUGGAAUUCUUCAACUAGUAUUGGACCACCUAGUGAAAGUAAUUGGGAUGAUUUUGGACCUAGAAAGUAAUUUCUUCAUCUUAAUUUUAAGUUGGUCAAAUGAAGACAUGAAGGUGUCUUGAGGAUGCCUGUAAGUCUGUAGUGAUUUAUGUUAGCUUUGUUUUUUGUUUAUUUAUUUCCACUUUAUUAUGUAAAAUUAUGUGCUUUUCUUUUCAAAGUAGUUCUAUUAUCAUGAAUCUAUACGAAAUAUGUUGGUGCAAUUUUCUGCGCCUAAAAUUA